Messenger RNA from Paramormyrops kingsleyae, 7854 nucleotides. RefSeq names its product IQ motif and Sec7 domain ArfGEF 1b (gene iqsec1b). Lineage: Eukaryota; Metazoa; Chordata; Actinopteri; Osteoglossiformes; Mormyridae. Gene Ontology annotation, molecular function: guanyl-nucleotide exchange factor activity. Gene Ontology annotation, biological process: actin cytoskeleton organization; regulation of ARF protein signal transduction. The record is from RefSeq and is a predicted model, not a curated record.
UAGUGGCUGUGCGCAAGAAUUGGGAAACCAAAACCACACCGAACCUGUUGAUUAGCCUUUUUUAAAAAAUAAAAUAAGUAGCAGAAAUUUAUGGCCAAGAGACCGUUGCAAAGGUUAUCGCUUGUGAGAAAAAGAAGUUGUAGAACAACAAAGGGGUUUACGGUUUUCGAGGCUGGCGAGUAGAUUUUAGAUGCGGUGGCGGCUCUCGGCGCGCAGAGAGAAGCGUGCGGCUUAAGUGCGCUUCCCGGAAAGGGUUAAGCGCAUUUCCCAUCUUUCGGAGUGGUUUACAGGGGUUAGUUAUUGUGGUGCAGAGGCUGUGGACGGCGCGCUGCUGCGGACAAUCGUGCGAUCAACUUCUUCCAACCCAUCUGGAUCGCCGCCGAAAGCCAAGCAAAUGCCGGGGACGAGAUACGCGGAGUUGGACCUCGACGGCGACUGGGUCGGAGAGUAAAAGUCGCCGGGCUGUUUGAAUUGCGGAUGGACGGGCGCUAGAGGCACGGCCGAGAUGGAAAAUGCUACGGAAAACCCGAGCAAGGCGGCGGAGUAUCUGAAGGAGCUCAAUAAGAUCAUAGAGACGCAGCAGGAGUUGCUGGAGAAGCAGAGGAGCCGCAUCGAAGAGCUGGAGCAGCAAGUGGCCGAUCUGUGCACGGAGAAUGUCUGCUUGAAGGAGCAGCAUCAGCGGCACCUGGCUGCCUGCAGGCUGCAGCCGGGCGCCGGUCACCCUACGUUAGUUGCCAUUAAGGAAAAUGUGAUUCAAGAAAAAUUUGAAUGUGAAAGUUCUCGAAGUGUCAGGCGACACGCUUCUUUGCCGGUCGGGGUCACAGGCUGCCCAGACGACCUCAUUUCCCCACUGUGCGGAAGAAGUUACCCCUGUCGAAAGUGGAGGUCGGCGUCUUUUGGCGUGGAAGGCGACGCGCCGUGCGGAGACGCAGGCUCCUCCCAUGACGGCAGCUACGGGCGAGGCCCAGUGAGGCGCGGAGGCUCCGCCUUCGCCCAGGAGCGUGCCGAGGCGCUGUCCUACGGCCCGCCGGGUCAGCAGCGCUCCCGCCGGCCCAAGCUGCAACACUCUCAGUCCAUCCUACGCAAACAGGCCGAGGAGGAGGCCAUCAAACGCUCACGCUCGCUCUCCGAGAGCUAUGAGCUCUCCAGUGACCUCCAGGACAAGCAGGUGGAGAUGCUAGAGCGUAAGUAUGGGGGCCGUUUCAUAACCCGCCAUGCUGCCCGCACCAUCCAGACGGCCUUCCGCCAGUAUCAGAUGAACAAGAACUUCGAGCGCCUCAGGAGCUCUAUGUCGGAGAACCGCAUGUCCAGACGCAUCGUCCUGUCCAACAUGAGGAUGCAGUUUUCCUUUGAAGGACCUGAAAAAGUCCACAGCUCUUAUUUUGAGGGCAAGCAAGUGUCGCUGACGGACGACGGCGCCGAGCUGGGGGCGCUGGUCCAGGCCGAGCGUGGCGAUGGAGGCAUCCCCGGCAACAUGAAGUCGCCGACGGACCCAGGCGACUUCACGGACGCCAUCACGGAACUGGAGGACGCCUUCUCCCGGCAAGUGAAGUCGCUGGCAGAGUCCAUCGACGAUGCACUGAACUGCCGCAGCCUGCACGGCGAUGAGGGCCCGGUGGAGGCCGCGAGGUCCCACCCCGACCUGGAGGCAACCUAUCAGGUAAAGCCCUCGCAGACUGGAGACCGGCGCAAGCCGGACGAGAUGACGGCCUCCUACAGCGACGUGACACUCUACAUCGACGAGGAGGAGCUGUCGCCCCCUCUUGCGCUCUCGCAGGCGGCGGAGCGUCUCUCCAGCACCGAGUCCGAGCCGCGGCACCGCCAGCUCACCUCCGCCCAGGAGUACUGGGCGCUGGCCCACAAGGACGACAAGGGUGACACGGACACGAGCUGCCGCAGCACGCCCUCGCUGGAGUGCCAGGAGCAGCGGCUCCGCGUGGACCAGUUGCCCCUGCUCACCAUCGAACCACCCAGCGACAGCUCGGUGGAGAUAAGUGACCGCUCCGACCGGGGCUCGCUCAAGCGACAGAACGCCUAUGAUCGCGGUUUCAGCAGCCAGCAGGGCAGCCCCAAGCAUGUCUCCCAUGGGCUCCCUCCCCGGGGGCCGGCCCGCGACGAAGAGCCCCCUAGACACCGGCCCAGGCAACUGGAAGGCCACCUGGCCAUCAACGGCACCGCCAACCGGCAGAGCAAGUCCGAGUCGGACUUCUCCGACGGGGACAAUGACAGCAUCAACAGCACAUCCAACUCCAACGACACCAUCAACUGCAGCUCCGAGUCGUCUUCGCGAGAUAGCCUGCGGGAGCAGACCCUCAGCAAACAGACCUACCACAAGGAGACCCGCAACAGCUGGGACUCGCCUGCCUUCAGCAACGACGUCAUCCGCAAGAGGCACUACAGGAUUGGCCUCAACCUCUUCAACAAGAAGCCGGAGAAGGGGAUCCAGUAUCUAAUAGAGAGGGGGUUUGUUCCGGACACGCCUGUGGGCGUCGCCCACUUCCUGCUCCAGCGCAAGGGCCUGAGCCGACAGAUGAUUGGAGAGUUUCUGGGCAACCGGCAGAAGCAGUUCAAUAGAGACGUCCUUGACUGCGUGGUGGACGAGAUGGACUUCUCAAGCAUGGAACUGGACGAAGCACUCAGGAAGUUCCAGGCUCAUAUCCGGGUCCAGGGGGAGGCUCAGAAAGUAGAGCGCCUCAUUGAGGCCUACAGUCAGCGCUACUGCAUCUGUAACCCCGGAGUGGUGCGGCAGUUCAGAAACCCCGACACCAUCUUCAUCCUGGCCUUCGCCAUCAUCCUCCUCAACACCGACAUGUACAGCCCCAACGUCAAGCCCGAGCGCAAGAUGAAGCUGGAGGACUUUGUGAAGAACCUCAGAGGAGUGGACGACGGCGAGGACAUCCCCCGGGAGAUGCUGACCGGGAUCUACGAGAGGAUUCGCAAGCGGGAGCUGAAGACCAAUGAGGAUCACGUGUCCCAAGUGCAGAAAGUGGAGAAGCUGAUCGUGGGGAAGAAGCCGAUCGGCUCUCUCCACCAUGGCCUGGGAUGUGUACUCUCCCUGCCCCAUCGCAGGUUGGUGUGCUAUUGCCGGCUCUUCGAGGUCCCGGACCCCAACAAGCCCCAGAAACUGGGCCUGCAUCAGCGGGAGAUCUUCCUGUUCAAUGACCUUCUGGUGGUAACAAAGAUCUUCCAGAAGAAGAAGAACUCCGUGACAUACAGCUUCAGGCAGUCCUUCUCGCUGUAUGGGAUGCAGGUGCUCCUCUUUGAAAACCAGUAUUAUCCCCACGGAGUCCGACUCACCUCCGCCAUCCCCGGAGCGGAUAUCAAAGUCCUCAUAAACUUCAACGCCCCAAACCCACAGGAUCGCAAGAAGUUCACGGACGACCUGCGGGAAUCCAUCGCAGAGGUCCAGGAAAUGGAGAAGUACAGGAUAGAGUCGGAGCUGGAGAAGCAGAAGGGCGUGGUCCGGCCCAACAUGUCCCAGAGCUCGGGCCUCAAGAAGGAGGGGGGCAACAGCAACAUGAGCCGCGCCAGCCUGGACGACAGCUACGCCAUGGGGGAGGGCCUGAAGCGCAGCGCCCUCAGCAGCUCACUGCGCGACCUCUCCGAAGCAGGCAAGCGGGGGCGCCGCAGCAGUGCAGGAUCGCUAGACAGCAAUAUGGAAGGGUCCAUCAUUAGCAGCCCCCAUGUGCGCCGGAGGGCCACCUCCACCCGCGAGUGUCCGUCCCGCAGCCAGCAGCCGGCGCAGCUGCCCAACUCCUCCUCCAUCCUGGGGACGCUGUUUGGCGGCAGUGGGGGUGGCAAACGUGUCAAGUCCCCGUCACAGGGCCAUGCGCCGCCGCUGCCCCCGCAGCACCCCACGCUCAUCUCACAUACGCCGCACUCCAGUGCGAUGCACCACGGUGCCCAGGUGGAAACGCAGGCCCAGAUGCACGCGCACCACGCGCAGUUCUGCCCCGCUCAGCAGAACCCGCCUCCGUACCACCAUCACCACCACUACCACCCCCCCGCUCACGUGCAGUACCACCAGUCGCAGGCCGCCCACGGCCCCCACAGUGGGCAUGGCCACGUGGCACACGGCCACACCCCUCACGCUCACGCAUCGCACGCCCACGCCCAGCAUGCCCCACACCACCACGGCCAGCAGCCUGCGCCCCCCCCAGCACCCAGCACCAAGCCCAAACACAGCGGCAUCAGCACCAUCGUCUGAGCUUGAGUGUGGGGGGUGGAAUGGAACGCUCCUCUACAGGCGGAAUUGGUCGGAGGAAUUCUCCCCCCCCGGCGACGAGACACUGUGAACCGCCGGCCAGGAUGGAGGGACGCCAGGGAGAUCAUGUACUUCCAUUUCAAUGGGAGCCCGUCAGCUCCAAGAAGUGAACUUCACGCUGUAUAACGCUCUGCCAGGGAGUCCCAUCGCAUUUGCCCAAAGCCUCAGAGCUCAUGAGAAUGACCAUCUCACAGCCUGAAGGAAACUGAAGGAAAAGCAGCUGUAUCUUACUAGGCUGAUCUUCUAGUUAAUCUCCCACCACAAGGUGUCUUCCUGUCAACGCCACCGUCCAAGGACGAGGCAUACUCACACGCUCUGGCUCCAACUCACUUAGUAAAGACAGAUUACUCAUGGGCUUCUUGCAGGCAUACUCACACGCUCUGGCUCCAACUCACUUAGUAAAGACAGAUUACUCAUGGGCUUCUUGCAAGCAUAGUCACACGCUCUGACUCCAACUCACUUAGUAAAGACAGAUUACUCAUGGGCUUCUUGCAAACAUACUCAAACUCUCUGCUGACUACUGUUCACACAGGUCAAUUGUUUUUCUCAAAAUAGUUCUUACCAUGUGUAUGUUGGUCCAAGUAGAAUAUAUAUAGUAAUUUCAACUAGGAGAAUUAAAAAAAAUUUAGACCAACAGCCAGGAGUUAACUAUUGAGAAUCUGUCAUGAAGAGUAGCUUUUCCAGUAUUUACUGUAUCCGUAGAUCACAGCUUCCUGUGAUAUCUGUUAUCAGUCAUCAAUGUGCCAAUUAUUAAAGCAUCUAUCUAUUUUAGUCUAAGGAUUUGCUUUGUGUAUACUGUGCAUAUAGUAUUUUGUAAAAAUGAUAAUGCUAGCAUCAGAUAUUACUGAUAUCAAAUAGGAUGGACAGAGGCAUCUGAAAAUUCUCAGUAUUAUAUCCUAAAGUAGCAGGCAUAGUCUCUCAAUGUAGAUACAAACUGAAUGCUCUUAAUAGGUAGGCUGUUCACUGACCAGGAUUAUCUCCAGUUGCCUUCGGAAUAGAAUUCUCGAGGAUUCUAGAAUGCGGCUGCAGUCCUCCCGCAUCGCCCUGUGACGUACUGGUCCUCACAGCGGGCCCCCCCUCGGUAAGCCUGCACGGCUCGGGUGCGGGGGGGGGAGGCGGCAGCCCAGCCUCGGCGGACCAGUCCUGGCUGCACCUGUACCAUGGUUUUAUUUUUUUAAGACUAUUUUUUUAGAGAUGAAUAAAACAAAAAUGAAAUGCUGUACAUCAUUAUAUUAUGUCUGUUAAUGGUUUCGGUCUGGUUCUUGGAAGACGUUUUUUAAAGCAAAGGUUUAUUUUUCCCAUGGGAAUUGGAAGCAGACAGGUGGCGGCAGCCAUUGUUCAAAGCUCUCCUCUUUUUUUUCCUCCUCCGAGUUGCUGACAUGGCAUUGAACAUUCUCAGCAGGCUGAGUGUGCCCUUUUAUUGCAAGUCUUCACAGCAUGUAGCGUUCAUUGACUGUUAGCGCCUGCCCCGCCUGAGCGCACACUCAGCUGCUUGCUGGUUCCGGGCCAGUGGCCCACCUGUACUGGACCGAGCCCUCAUGGCGGAAGGACCGGGCCGCAGCGGCCAAGGGUGUAGCGGUCGACCGGAGGGGCGUUUCGUAGCUUCUGUGCAGCGCUGCAAGACUUCCUUCCUUAAUUGUUCUGAUAUGAUUAUUUUGUUUCAUUACAGUGACUUUGCUACACCAUCCCUCACAUGGGUGGCUUUGAGGCUGUUUUGGGUGUAGGCAGAAGGGUGGGGUAAGAGGCAGCAUUUUGGUGCAAGACGCAGGUUUAGGAAGCUAUUGGGACACCUCUGCUUUCGCUUUAGCAAACUCUGUGAAAUUCACUCUGAUGCAGUGUCCCCCAGAGAAAUACCGGCAGAUUAAGAGUUUAACUCCAUCAUUCUGUUCCCCAUUAAUGAAUUGUUCUAAUUUUAUGUGCAAUAUAUACAUAUAUGUGUAUUUUAUUUUAUAAAUUCACUCAUCCUGGGUGUUCUUUAUUUGAGUCCAUGUCUAUUACAUUCUGUCUUUUUUGUUCUGAAAAACAUUCUCUUGACUCAGACUUGAGUGUUUCCUUGAUAUUUCAGGAACCUGCUUUCUGCAGUGACGACGAAUGUAAAAGAAAAUAAUCUUGCAUGUAAUUUUAAUAUUGUGAGACUAUUCUCUACAUAUUGUAUAUUCACAAUAUAUAUCAGUGUUACUGUUGACUAUUGUUGAAGUUAAGUGAUCACAUAUUGAAAUAUGUAGACUUCUCUUCAUACCACUGUAUACCAAUGUAGAAUCUGUUAUUGGGUGGUCCAAAACAGAUAUAUUUCAUUGAUAUAUCUUCUUCCAUUUGUCUCAAUACUGGAAAACAUACACUGUCCAGUCAGUGGUGCAAAAAAGUGUGUACAGUAUGUCCAUACCUUUGUAGACUCUUCAAUUAGGCAGUGUGUAUGGUGUCCAGUUUACAGAUUAGGAGUGAAAGGGUUACUUAUUUACUCACAACUGGUAUGGUAAAUAUAUGUACAUAUACACAUACCAACACAGGCACUUAGCUCUAACGAAUUACGUAAUUAAUAUACUAGAAAAAUCUGAGAUUUACAGAUUUAAAAUAAAUCGGCGAAUUCCUAACAUUAACUGUCAACAAACACUCGCCACUGAUUAGAACAAUCUGGAAGAACAUCGAAAUAAAAUUUCUACUAGACAGCCCUAAAACUGGUAUUUACUGGUGUAACUGGGAGUCAUUUGAAUUUUUCAACAUUUGUUGUUUUUUUUUUUACUACUACAUCCUUUCAGUUCAUUAAUAAACUCUGUAGUAACCUGAAAAGCGCUUGGCAUAAAUGGUCUUCUAUAACACGUCAGCCACACCCAUAAGAUCCCGCGCGGGACGGAGCCCCUCCCACACCACAGUGCAUGCCGCCAGUCCCUUCUUGCUAACCAAUGGAAGUGCUUUUCUUUUCUUUCUUUCGUUUUUUAAAAGCUUGACGUUAAUGGCCGUUCCAUUUUACACGGUUUGUUACUGGAGCACAGCACACACCUCAUUUCUGUACGCCUUGUAAAAAAAAAGAUAAUAAAAAGAAAAACACCAUGCACUUUGGCCCAAAAGCUGAGGACUUUCGCAAUGUAUAUAACUCGAGGGAGGGACUAUAGCGAAACGACUCUCAAGGGAUAUGUAAAGGAAUGGGAAGUCAAGGGUUGUUUCGUUUGGGGGGGGCUUGGUGAUGGGGCUGCCCGAGUGUCACAGGGGAUAUUAAAUUGUAUAGUAUAUAGUCUGUAUAUUAUUAGUACUUCUAUACAGCACCUGUAGUCAUAUUGGGGGGAGCACCGUACCUCCUCCCUAGAAGAAAAGAAGUCAUCACAUAUCUGCUUCUGCUUCCAAACAUAUCAAACUGUCAUAUAGUAUCUAGUUCGUAAAAAGACUGUUACAUAAUUCUCUACAACGUUUUCCUUUUCAUCUCGGGACGCUUCUGUCCCCUCAGACUUGAGGCCCAUUUUGUAAUUAAAAAGGGAAAAAGGGACGAGUGCUUUCAUUUUAAUAUGCAUUGUUUGUAAGUAGAUAAGACCCCUAUCAAUGUUAAACUAUAACUGUGACAAUGUUGAGAACGCAAAAAUAAAAGAAUAUGAGACGAA